GUCGUUUUCGUGGAAGAAAGCAAAAGAGUGCACAAAAACUUGUAGUAUACACGGGCUGUAACGCAGAAAGAUUGCAGUUCCUAUUGAGGUCAGACGGAAUAUUGAUGCACACCAUAAAUCAAAUGUGUGUUAAACCAAUAGGAUCAGUAACUGAAGAAGUAACACUAGGUGUUUAUCAAAAUUGCGAUAAAAAUACAGAAACAUGGAGCUGGACAAAGAAUAAAUCACUUCAGUACAAAAAGGAAAUGUGUUUAGGACCAAAGAGUAAACGAGUUCACCCAAAUAACAGCGAAGAGCUCGUUCUUAGUUAUGAUUGUGACCAGCCACAAAAUCGUCUCAGAUUUAUUCAAGACACUGGGCCUGGUUGGUACCUGUACAUGGGAGGGUCAACGAAAUCAGGGGUGAAAAAAGCACGAUACAUCUCGCCAGUGAUCACCAAAGCCAAUUCAUGCCUUCAAUUCUACUUUCAUUUGUACGGUAAAAAUGUACGACUUAAGGUGUACGUGAAGUCUGGAGAAAAAGUUUUAUAUCCGGAGCAUAGGUACCGCGAAUACCCCAAAAGCUACCGCAAAUACCCCAAAAGAGAGUGGUAUAAAGCAAUGAUGGCUAUAAAGAAUCAAAGUGCUGCUUAUCAGUCAAGAAUCCAUCUUAAUCUUUGUUGGUUGAAAAGAUGA
This is a messenger RNA of Dendronephthya gigantea, 674 nucleotides long. Its product is annotated as MAM and LDL-receptor class A domain-containing protein 1-like. Gene Ontology annotation, cellular component: membrane. The coding region runs from base 105 to 674 and encodes 189 amino acids. NCBI's taxonomy places the organism in Eukaryota, Metazoa, Cnidaria, Anthozoa, Malacalcyonacea, Nephtheidae. The transcript has 5 exons. The record is from RefSeq and is a predicted model, not a curated record.